Molecule: messenger RNA, 1615 nt
Organism: Lolium perenne
Lineage: Eukaryota; Viridiplantae; Streptophyta; Magnoliopsida; Poales; Poaceae
Product: mitochondrial carrier protein MTM1
Biological process (GO): mitochondrial transmembrane transport
Cellular component (GO): mitochondrion
Source: RefSeq, a predicted model, not a curated record
UAUGGCGCGGUAGCCGUGGUCGCUUUGCUUCCUCUUCUCUGGAGGAGUCGACACGAGCGAAUUUCUCCGCCUCCACCUCCUCUCCAUCCCGAAUUUCUCCACGCCGCCGCGAUUUCUGGUAGCCCCUUAACCCAACAGCAACUAUAACAAUCAAUUCCCCCGCCGCCUCCCACGCUCGGUCGCACCGCUUCCUCGCCAUGACCACCACGGAGCCCGCCCCGCCGCCGCCACCGCCACCGGCCGAGCGGGCCAUGGGAUUCACCGAACGCGCCGUUGCGGCGGCCGGAGCCGCCGUCAUCUCCGCCGUCCUCGUCAACCCCCUCGACGUCGCCAAGACGAGGCUACAGGCACAAGCCGCUGGAGUAGUCUACAAUCAGAUAUGGUCAGAUUUUAGGUGCUAUCCAUGGUGUAACCCUGGUGGAUUAAAGUUAAAUGGUUUAGGUCCAUCAUGCAGUCCUGAAUGCUUUCAGUACAGGGGAACAAUGGAUGUGUUCUAUAAGAUAACUAGACAGGAAGGAAUCUUUAGACUAUGGAGAGGUACUGGUGCGAGCUUAGCGUUAGCUGUACCAACGGUUGGGAUAUAUCUGCCUUCUUACGAUGUAUUGCGCAAUUGGAUUGAGGAAUAUUCUGAUCGCAGUAAUCCCAAACUUAGGCCAUAUGCCCCUCUCAUUGCUGGCUCUGUUGCACGAUCAUUGGCAUGUAUAACAUGUUCCCCUAUUGAGUUAGCAAGAACACGUAUGCAGGCCUUCAAAGAGUCAAGUGGUGGAGCGAAACCCCCUGGAAUGUGGAAGACUUUGCUAGGCGUGCUUUCAUCGAGGCAAAUCAGCAGCCACCCUGAAAGAUCUCGAGGAUACCACCUUCUAUGGACUGGUAUGGGAGCACAACUUGCACGUGAUGUACCCUUUUCAGCUAUAUGCUGGGCGGUUCUUGAACCAACUAGAAGACACUUAUUAGGACUAUUAGUUGGUGAGCAAAGCAAUGCAGCAGUUAUACUGGGGGCAAAUUUCUCCGCAGGCUUCAUUGCUGGAGUGAUCUCUUCUGGGGCGACCUGUCCUCUGGAUGUUGCCAAGACGCGCAGACAAAUAGAGAAGGAUCCUGCUAGAGUAUUAAAAAUGAACACACGGCGAAUACUGCUUGAGGUUUGGAGGAAUGAAGGCAUGAAGGGCCUAUUCAGAGGCGCAGGCCCUCGUAUGGCACGAGCAGGGCCUUCAGUGGGUAUUGUCGUGUCUUCAUAUGAAGUUGCCAAGUACAUCAUCCACAGGAAACAAGCAGAACUAUGAGCUUAGAUCAAUUGUAUGCAGAUCUCAACUACAGCCAAGGCUUCUGAUUGAACGUGGUUUCACUCUCGUGAAAGCUGGUUUACAUUCCACGUGACCAUGCCUACCUUAUCAGAAGGGAGGAUCACGUCUGUUCUAAUAAAGAGAGCAGAAUUACCAAAAAUGUUACUCGUAUCAUUUUCGUUAUAAGAAGUUUUGAGCCCAUGCUGUCCCUCUGCGAGAUAACAGUCAGUGUUUGAGAUGUAAAAACACAACAGGCGUGCGUUCAGGAUUAGAGUGAUAUCUAAGAAUUUUGUACCAAAGCUCUCAUGAUCAAGUUCAUGCUCUAUUUUAUCUUA